GAAGAUAAGGAGAUUUGGGUUUCAAAGUUGAUUAAACUAUGGAUUGCUGAGCUAUUUGUAAGGGCAAGAAGCAAUAAAAGGUUAGAAAUGGUGGCAGAGGAGUAUCUAGAAGAGCUAAUUGACAGAAGUCUCAUUUUGGUGUGUAGACGACUGGCUAAUGGAAGGAUGAAAACUUGCAAAAUUCAUGAUCUUCUUCGACAGCUGUGCAUAAGAGAAGCUCAAAUGGAGAAUUUUGUGCAUGUCCUGAGUGAUAGUGACCACAUUUCCUCAGAAAGCUUAAAGUAUCAACGGCGAGCGAUGCUUUCACUUGGCAAUCAUCGGAAUCAUUUUUAUGUUCCAAGGCAUUGGAAGGGUAUUACGAGUACAACCAGCAGCUUGGUUUUAUUAGGCUAUUCGUCUAAACUUUUUCAAAUGCCUGAAUUUGUUUCACGAUUCAAGCUGCUUAAAGUGUUGGAGGUAUCUUCAGUCCAAUAUAAUUUUUCUUGGGUAAUAGCUGAACUUGUACAUUUGAGAUAUGUUGCAGCAAAUAUUAAGGUAGCGCCUUCACUAGACAAAUUGUGGAAUCUACAAACCAUAAUUCUUUGUAAUAUUUCAAAUGAAGACUUUCAUCUCCCACUAGAGAUCUGGACAAUGUCGGAGAUAAGACAUCUAAGUAUUAGAUGGUCAAUACAUAUGCCUAAUCCUCUUGAGGCGGAAAGUCUUUGCAUUGUAGAACAAGAACAACCUUUACUUCUCAAUAACCUGCAAAAACUUGUUCUCCCUUCCUCUCCCUUUUUGGCGGAAAUCCUAAGAAGAACUCCCAAUCUAAAAAAGAUAACGAUUAUAUAUAUGAAGAGUGCCGACUGGCCUGCUAUUCUUGAUUCUCUCGUUCUUCUAGUACAGGAGCUGGAGACAUUAGCCAUAAUAGCAGAACGAGACAAUUACCCGUUCAUUCUCCCUAGGGAUAUUUUCUUGCCUAAUCUCAAGCAUUUAAGAUUAACUGGGACUUGUUUUCCAUGGGAAGAUAUGGUUGCGCUGGCUAAUUUACCCAAUCUUGAGAAGCUCAAAGCAUAUUCUGCAUUCGAGGGAACAAAUUGGAAACUAAAUGAAGAUGCUGUGUUUCACAAAUUAAAAUAUCUAAAAAUUGUGAACGCAAUAAAUCUGGAAAGGUGGGAAGCAACUAGUGAUAAUUUUCCGAUGCUCGAGCAACUACUCCUGUCUGGGCUCAAAAAACUGGAAGAGAUUCCCCAAAGAAUUGGAGAAAUAAUGACACUAAAAUUCAUCGAAAUAGAAUGGUGUAGUUCUGCAGCCGACACUAGUGCAAUGAAAAUUCAAGAAGAGCAAACAAACUGUGGAAAUGAUAGCCUUGAAGUUCAAAUUAAACCAGCAAUAAUAGGAAUCAAGUACUAACAGAAUUCAUAUUGAAUUUUUGAAGCAUGCUCUAGCCCGGGAUCAACGGGCAAAUUAUCUCUAUGUGACUAGGUCACGUGUUCGAACCGUAGACUCAGCCAUUAAUGCUUGUAUUAGGGUGGACUGCUUAUAUCACACCCCCUUGAGGUGCAACCUUACAUCGGACCCUGUGUGAACACGAGAUACUUUGUGCACUGAUUUCUGGGGACUUUAUGUUUUCUUUUUCUUCUUUUUAGUCAAAUCUGUAUUCAAGUUUAUAGUAGUUAGAUCCCUGGAAUGUUUGAAUAUGUGUAAUAAAUGAUUUGCUUAAGUGCAUUACCUUUAAGGAAGUUGAAACCUUAUGUUUAGUUGCAAA
This is a messenger RNA of Nicotiana tabacum (common tobacco), 1744 nucleotides long. The record is from RefSeq and is a predicted model, not a curated record. NCBI's taxonomy places the organism in Eukaryota, Viridiplantae, Streptophyta, Magnoliopsida, Solanales, Solanaceae.